UUCUCACGGAGUGACCCACUUCUUGUUAUACUCGCCUCGGUGUUGUUAGUAUUGUUGACAUGUGUCAUUGGUACACUUUCAUCAUCGGGCAACAACGAUCGGGCCAUUCCAAAUUCGGUAGAACGAAAUCGAAGAUACGCCUUAAGCGAAUUUCUGAUUCCACCGCCAUUACCACAAACGCCAUCACGCGUAUUUCCCGGAGGAAGGACUGGCCGUACUUCUAAUCCACACCCUGUUGAAUCACCCGGUUACUUCUCAAAGUUUAUUAAUUGGUUUAAUCCAUUUGCAAGUGGUACUUCUGUUGAAACACUACCACCACCACCACCUCCACCUCCGGAUACGCUUCAUCCACCAAAGUUUCUUCAAUCGCACAUACCACCUUUACCACCACAACAACCUGGACCACUACUACCACCAGUACAACCACCAUCAAUACCAUCGUCUUCUGGAUUUCCAUUAGCAACUUUACAAAUUUACAAUGCACCAAUACCUCCUGUUUUUGACAGGCCACCUUUACCGCAACCACCAACGCCUUCGGAUAUUUACAACAAACUUAAACCACAAGUUAAAGACAAGAAUUGUAAUCCUUGCAACAAAGCUCCAUGGUUGCCCAUGAAUUAUCAAGGAACAUAUCUUCCACCUCAUAAUCAAGGAUUAAUCGCUGCUGCAUCUCAAGAAGUUAAAGUACCUGAUUUCUUUUACGCACCACCAUUGUUACCUGAACAAAAUGGACAACAUUCGUCGAUAGGACCAUUACCUAAUCCACAUUUGUAUCCAGGACCAAUGCCACCUUUAUUCAAAGCAGAAUUAUUCGAUUAUAAUUCACAAUCGAAUUAUCCAGUUAAUGGAAAUUUACAAAACCAUGAAAUACCUGUAUCAUCAAGUGGUUUACUUGAAAGUAGUUCAUCUUUACCAUUACUACCGAUCUAUCAAUCUAACAAUUCUGGUGAUAAGAAUUUGGGUAUUCCACAAGAAGGACAAACCAUUUAUGAAAGCCAUCAAGUGUCCGAUACGAGAUUAAGUCAAAAUGAUUUUGCUAAUCAAGGUUAUUCGAAUACUCAAAUUUCUAGUGGAGCUCAAAUAGAUUCAUUUUCAAGUGCUUCUCAUAAUAAUCAACAAGGAUCCAUAGCUUAUCCAAAUCUCAAUCAAGAAAAUGAUGGCACGUUGAUUAAACAACAACACAUUGAUGAAGUUACUAGAAUAAAUCAAUUUUCUGAACCUGAACAUUUUGGUAAUAAUCAACAACAAUUCGUUGAUACUUCAGGAUUGGAUUUUCAAAGGACAGAUCAAAUAAUUUCACCGUCUGCAAUAGGAAACGAUCAGUCUUACGUUUAUAGUAAUACAGGAUCGGGACAACAAACUUACAAUGGUGAUAUUAUUUCGUCUAAUAUUGGUACGGUGAAAGAUUCUCAUGCAUCUGGUACCGAUGGUUUUACAAAUGUUGAAAAUCCGAUAUACUUCGAACAAUCUCCAUUGACCGAUUUAACUAAAACUAGCGAAAGUCGUACGGAUUCACCCACAAUAUCAUCAUCAUCUUCUAGUUUCGUUGAUAUUGAUGAAAAAUUGAGUACACAGACACCAACGUAUUAUGAAACAACUUCGAAUCCAUUCCAAGAUGAAAUUAAUCGAUUGGCAUUAUUGGAUAACAACAAUAAUAACAAUAAUAAUAAUAAUAGUAGUUAUUCUAAUUAUUUAACAGAAAGUACCGUAAUCAGAGAUUUGUUUGGAAUCAAUCCAAUUAAUGAACAAAAGUGGAUUAAUAACAAUAAUAAUAAUAAAAAUAAUGAUAAUAAUAAUAAUAAUAAUAAUAAUAAUAAUAAUAAUAAUAAUAAUAAAGGGAAUACGUUGAUUAACAAAGGUUUGCAAAAUUUGGAAACUUCGUUCAUUGCACCGCAAGCUCAAUCAGCUGCUGAUUCCUGGUUGGUUGUUUUGUCGACAACUAUGAGAACAAUCCAGGAUGAAACUUUGUUAGAUAAUUUAGGUAAUAACAAUUAUGCUAAUGUACAAAAUCAUAGUUUACAACAAUACGGUGGAAAGAGAAAUAAACAGGUACAGGUAAUAAUUCCAUAUACGUCACAAUACACGCCAUUACCUUUCCAUUCAUCUUACGAUAAUAAAGAUAACGUUGAACGAACACAAUCACGAACAAUAUCGUUUGACGAUGUAUCCAAUCGUGACAAUUAUGUCAGUCAAGAAUCUCGAAAUGAGAAUAAAGUGAUAAGUUUACCAGAACCAGUGACAAUUACCAAUGAUUUUAAUACGUUGAACGAUCAUACGAAGAAUAUUGAAACAACUACUCAACCCAUUUCUAAUAUUAUUACGAAAAAGUUUAAUAAUUCUAUAGACGUUCAUAGAUUGCAAAAAAAUAUUGACAAUUGGACUAUACAGGAAUAUUCACGUGGUACAACGUUUAGUACCAUAUUACCUAGUUCUUCUCGUCCAUAUUUACAACCAUCGAAAAAAAUACCCCACGAAUAUUUUACGACAACUGAAUCUGUGGAACCAUCGAAAGAUCAUGAAGAAAAUGUUAAAUCAUUUGCAUUGGCUGGAUUUAGUUUUAACGAUAUCGAAGAUGAGGGACCUAAUUCGUUCGAAGAAACUCGAAUACAGACUGUACGCGUAGAAAAUCCAACGAUUAAAAAUGAAUCGAAUGAGUUUAAUGUAAACGAAAAUAAAUCGAAAUCCAACGAAUCAGAAAAUUCUUGGAAAGAUUUUCCAGUAUCGAUUUCAACGAUCGAUAAAGAACGAGUAUACGUGGUGACACCUCAAACAACUACGACAAUUGCAAUGAAACUUCAAAAGGAAGAAAAUAAAUCUACCAUAAUAAAUAGUUCCCAGAAAAAAGAUAAUAAGCAGGAUGAAUUUGAAAAGAUAGAACGUGCCUAUCAAGUUUUACCUCAAGCUGUAAAUAAUUUAGCAGUUGCUUCGACAGGUCCUGAAAACCUUCCUUUAUGGGGUAUAAUGGAACAUGAAGAAUUUGCAUCGUUGACACAGAAUCCUGACGAGAACAAUGAUGAUGAAUCGAUUGUUGCACCUAUCCUUUAUUCAGGACAUUCCAAGGUUUCACGUGCUAGACGAUGACUAGAUAAAUGGAUGUUUGAUUUGUAUAGAUAAAGACAUUAUGUGCUUUUGUUUUAUCUCUGAUAUAAUUUGUGCAACUCGUAUUAUAGAUAAGUAAUAUUUGCACGAUCGUCGAGAAACGUUCUUAAUUAUUAAAACUUUCCGUUCGAUGUGAACAUGAUGAUGAUGAUGAUGAAGAAGAAAAUAAUGAUGAUGAUAAUGAUGAUGAUGAUGUAGAAGAAAAGAAGAAGAAGAAGAAGAAGUCGGUCAGGUGGUAAGUCAAGAAAACACGGACAAACCACAAUUUCUCAUAGUUGAGAUAUUUAAUUUAAAUAUAAAUCGAUAAGAGUAAUUAUAUUUAAGAUUAGUAUUAAACUCGAAUGUGUGAUUGAUAAUGAAUGAUGAUUAUGAUAAUGAUGUUGAUGAAUAUGAUGACAAGUUGAGAAUAUCAAACACUAAUAAUUAGUGUUUUGUUAUUUUUAUU
Polistes dominula (European paper wasp) is the source of this 3544-nucleotide messenger RNA. RefSeq lists its product as uncharacterized. The record is from RefSeq and is a predicted model, not a curated record. NCBI's taxonomy places the organism in Eukaryota, Metazoa, Arthropoda, Insecta, Hymenoptera, Vespidae.